Drosophila teissieri is the source of this 948-nucleotide messenger RNA. RefSeq lists its product as uncharacterized. NCBI's taxonomy places the organism in Eukaryota, Metazoa, Arthropoda, Insecta, Diptera, Drosophilidae. The coding region runs from base 1 to 948 and encodes 315 amino acids. The record is from RefSeq and is a predicted model, not a curated record. The transcript is spliced from 2 exons.
AUGGCCCACACACUCAGUUUCGCCAUCCUGCUGGCUGCAAUUUCCAUGGGACUGGCCUUGAGCACAACAACUACAGCAAGCACAAGGCAACCGGUGUCCACUACCACUGAAAGGUCCUUGGAAAAGGACGCGGCCAUGGAGUCCUUGGAGCGCCGUGACAAACGCCAACUGACUGCCAAUGGCGGACAGAGCAGCCUGGCUGGUUCCACGGGCAACUAUCCCGUGUUCUUCGAUGGCCUCAACGUGAAUCCCCCGCUGCAGCAACUGCCCCCCCUGCAGCAACUGCCCCCCCUGCAGCAACUGCCGCCCCUGCAGCCGAUCACCGUGGUGACGCCAGUGGCCUCCAACUCGAAUGCCCAGAGCCAGCAGCCGCAGUCCGGCUGGCUGCCCCAAUUUGGCCAGAACCUGCCGCUCAUUGGCACCUGGGUCGGUGGGCUGCCCAACUUGAUCAACGGCCUGGGACUGGGUUCGCUGAACGGCGGCUUCGGCACUCUGGGCGGCCUGAAUCUGGGCAACCUGGGACUGGGUGCAGUGGCGCCGGUGGCCUCGUUGCCUGGCCAACUGGUGGGCUCGUCGCCCAAUCCGCAGACCUCCUGUCCGCUCACCCAGAAGCUCAACUGCCGCUGCGAGCCGCUCAUCCAGCUGCCGGGUCUGAAGCCCGGCUCCAAUCCGCUGAGGACGCAGCUGGUGCAGAUCCAGCGGCAGAAUGUGCGCAAGAACGACGACGGCUCGCAGGAGAUGCGCGUGAUCCUCAGCAGUGGCCAAGUGAUCUACCAGCGGACGAGCAGGGAUGGCUUCCAGAAUGGCUACCUGACCAUGAGGAUCCAGUCGGGCAGGUACUUCACCAUCUACUACACGGUCAACGAGAAGGAGUACACGGUGCGCGCGGAUGUCAAGGACACGCCGCCCAGCUCCGAUUUCGAUGACGAGCUGAAUGGGCAGCUCUAG